AUUUAAUUGUGCGCGCACACACACAGGUUAAAUGGUCGGGGGGCUGGGUCGUAAAUAUCCAGACACCUAAAUGUCUAGGUGAUCCUCUCAUCCUCCGCAAUGCCUAACAGAAGAGACGACAUCCACGCAGCUAAUCGGAAUUUCUGUGUGAUUUUGGCCUUUCUGACCGUGUUAAUCAUUACCUUAAUCAGUGUGGUGAUUUAUCUCUCAGUUAAAGACCGCGACACCGAAGAAAACAAUUCUUCAAAGAUGAUUACAAGUUCUCCUUUUGGAACUCAUAAUGGGAAGGAGGUCCUACAGUAUACGUUAAAGAAUAGUAAAGGGACAGAAAUACGCAUUCUAAACUAUGGAGGAAUUAUCACAAAUAUUAUGAUACCGGACAAGACUGGGAAAAUGGAUGAUAUUUGUCUUGGUUUUGAUGGCAUGGAAGGAUAUGCAACAAAUGGUCCGUACUUUGGUGCUCUGAUCGGGCGCUAUGCUAACAGAAUAGCAAAUGGCCGUUUUACUAUUGAUGGAAAAACAUACCAGUUAGACAUAAAUAAUAGUCCGAAUGCCCUUCAUGGAGGAAAAGUUGGAUUUGAUAAGCGAUUAUGGAGUUCGGAGAUCGACGGUGACGUCCUACAGCUGACCUACGUCAGCGCUGAUGGAGAGGAGAAAUACCCAGGAGAGGUCAAGGUCACCGUCCGUUACCAGCUGACCAAUGACAAUGAACUGGUCAUUCAGUAUUCAGCAACCACAUCAGCAAAAACUGUCAUAAAUCUUACAAACCACGCCUACUUUAAUUUGGCUGGACAGGGUUCUGGGAACAUUUUUGGCCACAAUGUGACUAUAAUGGCUGAUCAAUAUACACCGGUGGAUUCCACAUCCAUUCCUACUGGAGUAAUAGAGAAUGUAGAUGGAACAGCUUGGGACUUGCGCACCAAAAAGAAUCUGGGAGAAAUGAUUCCAACAGUUCCCGGUGAUGUGGGUUACGAUCAUAACUACUGCUUCGGAAAAACUGGGUGGCGGAAGUACAUGGCCAGAGUGGAACAUCCGAACACGGGUCGGUAUCUGGAAAUGUACAGCACUGAACCAGGUGUUCAGUUUUAUACGGCAUUCUACCUAAACGAAACUGGAAAGGGCGGGGCCAAAUACGGGAAAUUUGAUGCCUUUUGCCUCGAAGCCCAGCAUUAUCCAGAUAGUCCAAACAAACCAAAUUUCCCCACAACAUUACUAGCUCCAUCGGAGACGUAUCUACAAACCACGACAUACAAAUUUGGUGUCAUGUGAUCUCAUAACUUGAUAUUUUUUCUCAUCAUUCCUUUCUUUUGUACUACAUUUACAUAUUAUACCAUGAUUUGAUUGAUUAUAAGUCAAUAAAUUAAUUCCAUGAUCUUCA
Molecule: messenger RNA, 1378 nt
Organism: Saccostrea cuccullata (small rock oyster)
Lineage: Eukaryota; Metazoa; Mollusca; Bivalvia; Ostreida; Ostreidae
Product: galactose mutarotase-like
Exons: 9
Coding region: 100-1269 (389 amino acids)
Biological process (GO): beta-D-galactose catabolic process via UDP-galactose, Leloir pathway; glucose metabolic process
Molecular function (GO): aldose 1-epimerase activity; carbohydrate binding
Source: RefSeq, a predicted model, not a curated record